This is a messenger RNA of Menidia menidia (Atlantic silverside), 975 nucleotides long. NCBI's taxonomy places the organism in Eukaryota, Metazoa, Chordata, Actinopteri, Atheriniformes, Atherinopsidae. The record is from the annotation of a GenBank genome assembly.
UAACCUAUCAGGAGCGGAGUAACGAAUGCGGUGCUGUCAAUAUUAGUGGAUGCUGACAAAAUUUUAUAGACAUUUCUGGUCUCAGUCUUCCAAAUGGAAGAAACAAAGGACAGCUUGGUGUACAAAGGUGUUGCUGAGAGGCUAACGCUAGGCAUUACUCGAAUACUCGAUAACAUGCCAGGUGUUGUGGAUGUGCGUUUCGCAGAGAGGGAGCCUGCAGAGAAAAGGAGCCUGCUGUCAUGGGAACAGAAAAACACAUGUAUUUUGCCAGAAGAUCUGCGAGACUUUUACCUGACUACUGAUGGAUUCACUUUAACCUGGAAUGUUAAGUUAGACAAUGAGUGUGUUCCCUUAGGAUGUAUGAUGGUAAACAGUGUGGCCAGGCUUUGCCCAUUGCUUCAGCCAGUGUCACUUUUCUCUCUACCCAAUGCACCCUCACUGGCUGACCUGGACUGGGAGGGGAGCAGCCCAGGAAGUGGACUGGAGCACGCGCCUGCCGCACCUCAUUUCGAUGCCAGGAGCCGCAUCUUUGAGCUGGAUUCCUGUGGUGGGAAUGGAAAAGUGUGCCUGGUCUACAAAAACUGCACUCCAGGUGUGGUCGCCCAGAAAAGUGAAAUCUGGUUUCUGGACCGUGCACUGUGCUGGCAUUUUCUGACAGCAACAUUUACCUCCUAUUACCGGUUGAUGAUAACACACCUUGGCCUGCCUGAGUGGCAGUAUGCCUUCACCCCCUAUGGCCCAAGCCCCCAGGCUAAGCAGUGGGCAUCUCUUUACCAGCCCCUAACUUUCAGCAGUGAACCCAACCAGAUUGAUCCUGCUGGAGAUCCCUUUAUAAACAAGCUGGACCCCACCAAGGCUUUUAAGGGCAAAACCAAAGCACCGCCCCCAAAGAAGAAGCAGUCGACGCAGUGCGGCUCAGCCGGCAUUGCAAAGACUCAAGGCAGCACUGGAAGACACAGUGGAGGAAAGCGGUGA